CGAGCGGCUCCAUAGACUCCUGUGUGAUGGUGUGGAACAUGAAGCCUCAGAUGAGAGCCUAUCGCUUCGUCGGCCACAAAGACGCCGUCAUGUCCGUGGAAUUCUCACCCUCCGGACACCUCCUGGCUUCAUCAUCCCGAGACAAGACCGUCCGCCUCUGGGUGCCGAGCAUAAAAGGAGAAUCCACGGUGUUUAAGGCUCACACCGGCACGGUGCGCAGUGUCAGCUUCUCUGGUGACGGACAGUCUCUGGUCACGGCGUCCGAUGACAAGACGGUGAAGGUUUGGACGGUUCACCGGCAGAAGUUCCUCUUCUCUCUGAACCAACAUAUCAACUGGGUGCGCUGUGCAAGAUUUUCCCCGGACGGAAGGCUCAUCGUAUCCGCCAGCGAUGAUAAAACCAUAAAGCUGUGGGACAAAACCAGCAGAGAAUGUAUCCACUCCUUCUGUGAGCAGGCCGGGUUUGUGAACUACGUGGACUUUCACCCCAGCGGGACUUGUAUUGCUGCGGCUGCCACUGACAACACGGUGAAAGUUUGGGAUAUUCGAAUGAACAAACUCCUCCAACACUACCAAGUGCACAGCGGGGUGGUGAACUCGCUCUCCUUCCAUCCCUCCGGGAAUUAUCUCAUCACCUCCUCUAAUGACUCCACCCUGAAGAUCCUGGACUUACUGGAAGGACGAUUAUUGUAUACGCUUCAUGGACAUCAGGGUCCCGUGACUUGUGUCAGGUUUUCACGUGAAGGAGAUUUCUUUACCUCCGGGGGAUCCGAUGAACAAAUUAUGGUGUGGAAAACAAAUUUUGACUCCUCCUCCUACAGCGACCUCCUGAAGCACCGAGCGCGAGAGACCAACGCCAUGGAGACCAAAGCAAGAUGUCCGCCCAAACCGACCCAUCCCCCUCCCUCGAGUCAUCCGAUAUACGAGGCGGGUGACUUUGAUGCGCCCGGUAACAUUGUGAACGUGGAGGGAAGGCGGAGCCCCGGAACGCCAUCUGAGGAUCGGAUAAUUGCACAGCCAGAGCCCAGCGCCCUUCACAGCGUCACCAACACUCUGGCGCACAUUGUGGGACAGCUGGAUAUCCUCACCCAGACGGUGGCCAUUCUGGAGCACAGACUUUCCCUGACCGAGGACAAGCUGAGGGAAUGUAUAGAGAAGAGGGGCCCCGCCCGUCAUAGCGACAUGUGACCUCAACGCCGAGGGUCUUUGUUU
Molecule: messenger RNA, 1211 nt
Organism: Rana temporaria (common frog)
Lineage: Eukaryota; Metazoa; Chordata; Amphibia; Anura; Ranidae
Product: POC1 centriolar protein homolog A-like
Biological process (GO): cilium assembly
Cellular component (GO): centriole; ciliary basal body
Molecular function (GO): protein binding
Source: RefSeq, a predicted model, not a curated record